Messenger RNA from Cololabis saira (Pacific saury), 2012 nucleotides. RefSeq names its product NADPH oxidase organizer 1a (gene noxo1a). Gene Ontology annotation, biological process: superoxide anion generation. Gene Ontology annotation, molecular function: superoxide-generating NADPH oxidase activator activity; phosphatidylinositol binding; protein binding. The coding region runs from base 76 to 1632 and encodes 518 amino acids. The transcript has 8 exons. The record is from RefSeq and is a predicted model, not a curated record. Lineage: Eukaryota; Metazoa; Chordata; Actinopteri; Beloniformes; Belonidae.
AGAGGGAGAGACGGAGAGGACUGCGGUGCAGAACAAACCUGGACCGUUCAGGACGUCUUUUCCUGACCUGUCAACAUGGAAGCCGAGCGUUAUCCCAUUAGUGUCAGUUUAGUUGGAGUGCUGCAUAAGGGGAAAAGCAAAAUGUACAUUUGCUCAGUGCUUUGGUCGGACCAGAACGAGAUUUUAGUUUACAGAAGUUUCAAGGAAUUCAGGAUAAUGCACAAACAAAUAAAGAAAAUUUUCCCAUCUGCAAGUAGAAUGAAAAAGUCAGAAGACAGAAUCCUCCCUAAAUUUCAAGCCAACAAGAUGAGGCGGAAGAGCCGUGGGAAGGGAACUGCCAAGGCACUGGUGCGCCUCAAGUUUUUACAGAAAUAUUGUAAUGAACUCCUGAGCAGCGAUCCACGUGUCCCUCAGUCUGCAGACCUCAUCAAGUUCUUCCACCCUAAAGUCCAGGAGCUGGAGCCAGAUUUCACCAAGAACAGUAUCAUGAUCAUGCCCUCAGACGAUGAGCUCAAGAGCAGCGGAGGGCACGGAAACAGCGGGAACGUCACCCAUCCGUUUGUCACAGAGACAUACAGAUGCGUGGCCCCAUACGAAACCAAAGACACCAAGAACAAACCUUUCAAAGUGGCUGUGGAUGAAAAAGUGGAUGUUCUCAUCAAAGACAAAGCAGGCUGGUGGCUGGUAGAAAAGGAGGACAGGCGGAUGGCCUGGUUCCCUGCACCUUACCUGGAGAAGCUCGAGGAUGAUGAGGAUGAAGAUGAGAUGGAUGGGACCCCAGAAAGAGGAAUGAUGUACACCGCAGUCAAGAGCUAUAAGUCCACCAAAGACGAUGAGAUAAGUGUAAACAUCGGUGUGGCGGUGGAGGUCCUGCAGCAGUCCAACAAUGGCUGGUGGCUCAUCAGGCAUGGAGGAAAAGUGGGUUACAUCCCUUCAAUGUACCUGAAGCCCUGCAGCUACCCGCACAUUCGGAGAACAUCCCAGCAUCAAGAUUUGCUCAGCUCCUCCACGCUCAACCUUCCCUCCUUGAGUCUGCAGGAGCAGUCCCAUCACAGCCGCUCCCAGGGAAACCUGCUGGAGAUCCGACCUGUCAGGUCCUCGUCACUCAUUCCACUUGAUGCAGAGAAAAUCCGGAGGUUCAGGUCGUGGAAUGAGCUGUCGGAACAACCACAUGCACGACCGGCAGGAAGUACCGCUGACUCAAUGACAACCAAACCUGCCCCUGUGCAGCAAGGUCCUCCACCCGCCAUCAUGGUGGAGAUGGAUGAAGAAGACAGUGGCAGGAACCUGACUGCAGACUCAGGGGACAGCUUCGGGAGUGACAGCAUCAGUGAUGAGUUUAGCUCUUCUGACACCGGCUCAUCCCUCAACCUGACAGCCAGUGAGGAUGGGCUGCGUCUCAGCCGCACGCCUCCGCCCAAAGCCGUCGACCACCUCAGCCCUACAAGCUACCAGGAGGGGAGAUUACUUCCCAGUGUGUCGGAUCCAAACCUCUACAAGGGCCCCAAAACCCCCACGGUGCCGCCCAGACCCCGUCCCCAGGACAUCCUCGCCCGCUGUGGCACCGUCACCCGCAAGAAGGCAGCCAGACGUGCACAGUCGCCCACAAAAACCGAGAUAAGCAGUCACUGACGUUCAAGAACAAGUUAGAUUUUUACAAUUCCUUUAAAGGAGCUUGAGGCAAGAAUAUGAAAUGACUCAUUAGCGCCACGGCGGCCGCCAGGGGUACUGCAGCCAACAGCGAAGCCGGCACGGGAGAACGCGCCUGCAGCGUCAUUUGACGUCACAUCCGCAGGACAGCGCGGGAAAUUCGGGCCCAGAAUUGCAGCACAUUUUGCAGCACACAGCCUGUUCAAGGCAACGGAGUGAUACACUAGAGGGCUCUUUCUUUUUGGUUUGGAACGCUUCAUCUGACAUUAUUACUAGAAAACUUCAAACUUAUACGCAUUUUUUUUCAUAAAUCCUGCCUCAAGCUCUUUUAACCAGCAUUUUACGAUAUUAGAGGGUGGUUU